Euleptes europaea (tarantolino) is the source of this 1024-nucleotide messenger RNA. Its product is annotated as zinc finger protein 501-like. Gene Ontology annotation, molecular function: DNA-binding transcription factor activity; RNA polymerase II cis-regulatory region sequence-specific DNA binding. Bases 11 to 1024 code for a protein of 337 amino acids. Gene Ontology annotation, biological process: regulation of transcription by RNA polymerase II. The transcript is spliced from 4 exons. NCBI's taxonomy places the organism in Eukaryota, Metazoa, Chordata, Lepidosauria, Squamata, Sphaerodactylidae. The record is from RefSeq and is a predicted model, not a curated record.
CCAAGGAAAAAUGUCCACAAGGAAUGAAAAGACUAAGUGCCCUGUAUGUGAGAAAUGCUUCACACGGAAAUCCAGCCUCAAUCUUCACUGGACAAUCCACACAGGGGAGAAGCCUUUUAAAUGCUCCGAGUGUGGGAUGAGCUUCAGACGAAAGGAUAAACUGAUUAGACACCAGGGAAUCCAUACGGGAGAGAAACCGUAUGCUUGCCUGGAAUGCAGAAAGAGCUUCAGAGACAGAAUAAAUCUUAUCUCCCAUCUAAGAAUCCACACAGGGGAGAAACCAUAUGAAUGCCUGGAAUGUGGGGAAAACUUCACAUGGAGAAAAACACUGAUUUACCAUCAAAGAAUCCACACAGGGGAGGAGCCACAUAAAUGCCUGGAGUGUGGAAAGAGCUGCAGUACAGGAUGGGACCUUGCAAGGCAUCAGAGAGUCCACACAGGAGAUAAACCAUUUAAAUGCCUGGUGUGUGGGAAGACCUUCACUCGUAAUACAAACCUUAUAGCGCAUAAAAAAAUGCACACAGGGGAACAACUCUAUAAAUGCUUCGAUUGCGGAAAGAGUUUUUGUCAAGGCCCUGCCCUUACCAGACAUCAGAGAAUCCACACAGGGGAGAAACCAUAUAAAUGUUCAGAGUGCGGAAAAAGCUUCAACCUGAGCACGACCCUUACCAGACAUCAGAGAAUCCACACGGGGGAGAAACCGUAUCAGUGCUCAGAGUGUGGAAUGAGCUUCACUUGGAGCUCAACCCUAAGUUCACAUCAAAGAAUCCACACAGGGGAAGAAAGCAUAUCAGUGUCCAGAGUGCGGAAAGAUUUUCAGCAAGAGGAACAGCCACCUAUGCCUGUGGCCAUGUCAGCAGGAAAUGCUGUGUACCCUCCCACCAUGCUCAAGCUGAGAGAGGAGGAAGUGUCCUUCACACCGGUCCACCUCCACCUCUCUCCUGACCCUGCUCCUUGGAACCUGGAGACUCAGGUUUGCAGCGCGAGAACUUUGCAGUGCAAAGGCGAAUGGGUGCGGGAAUGA